UUUCCUCCUUCGUCGUCUUCGAGGAUGAGAUCGACGCUGACUCGCGUACGACGUCGUCGGUUUCUGUGAUACGCGCGCGUGUCUGUCGCGUGCUCCGAUCAUCUCGGAGGAGAUCGUUGGAUCGUUGACAGGAAGAAGGUGAAAGCCAGCCUGGGAGCAGCCUAGCCGAAAGAUUUCUCUAUCGAGCUCCUGUACCGCGGUUCCGACGAAGGUACACCCACGGAAGACAUAGGAAAAGCAGCGGACGGAAUAGGAGACACGCAGCAGAGGAGACCUUGUUCCGAGUCGUACUACUUUCUAAAAAAGGUGCCUCGAGUGUCACUGGGUUGUCUCGCAAUCAGCCUCGUUUCAACACGCACACUUACCACGCAAACCAAUGAAACAGACUCCCCCGUGCACUCGCGUGUAUCCACCCCAACAGCUGCCUCAUCCUUCAGUCUUCGAACCGUGCGAGUAUAAAACGUGAAGAAAGUCUCGAUGACAACCAUGGAGCUCGGCAUACUGCGACAGAUAUUUAUCGGGAUAGUGUGCAACCUUCUGAUCAUCGACAGCGGAUUGAACGAGGGAUGGAGCACUCCCAUUAUACCCAAGUUCGAGCAGGACGACCCUUUGAAGGUGUCCAGCGACGAAGUGGCCUGCGUAGUGAAUUUGAUGUACGUUGGGGUUGGACUCGGCUCGAUCGUGCCGUUUCUUUUGAUGGACAGGAUCGGUCGCAAAGGAACGUUGCUGUUCGCCACGAUACCAAAGAUCGCCAGCUGGAUUUUGAUCGGCUUGGCAGCCACCAUUACGCAGCUUUACGUGGGUAGAAUACUGGCCGGCAUUGGCUGUGGAAUAACGUACGCAGUGAUGCCUAUGUAUUUGGGGGAAGUUAGCAGCAAAAGGACUCGUGGUCCAUUAGGUACCCUGAUGGCGGUGCUACUAAACACGGGCAUGAUGCUAGCCUACGCGAUCGGCUUAUGGGUGUCUCGUUUCACCAUGUCCAUGAUCGCCGUCACGAUCCCCGUAAUAUUCCUCGUGACGUUCGUGUGGCUGCCGGAGAGCUCGGUGUUCCUCACGAAGAAGAACAAGCUAACGUCCGCGGAGAGGACAUUAAAGUGGGCAUUAGGGAAGGACGACGUCGUGGAGGAACUCGAGGAGAUCAAACGGAUCGUGGCGACGGAAGACCUCAACUCCGACAGGACGUUCGCGAGAUCGCUGAAGGAGAUGUUCAGCAGACGCGAGAAUCGUCGUGCUUUCGGUAUCGCGGUGAUCGUUCUGAGCGCGUUGACCUUAACCGGGGCGGCACCAAUGCUCGCUUAUCAGUCGUUCAUAUUCGAGGAGGCUGGCUUCGAGGUCUCGACGAACGUGAGCAUCGUGAUGACCGGAUGCGCGCUGGUGCUGGCUGGCAGCGUGUGCGUGUUGCUGGUGAGGCUGGCCGGCAAGAGAUUGCUGUUGCUCAUCUCCACGCCGGUCUGCAUCCUGUCUCUCACGUCGAUGGCGAUCUUCUUUGGGCUACUGUCCAGCGGCCACGACGUCUCCAAGCUGCGAUGGAUGCCUAGCGUGUUCCUGGUGAUUUAUGUGCUAGGCUACGGGCUCGCGCUCAACCCCGUGCCACUCGCCUACGUGGGCGAGAUCUUUCACAUAGACGUCAAAGUACCCGCGGCUAUAUUCUGCUCCCUCUAUUACGCCAUCACCACCACCACUGUGGUGAAAUUCUAUCAGGUACUGCAAGAAUCGUACGGAACGUAUAUGCCCAUAUCGAUGUUUACCGUGAUUACUUUCCUUAUAUGGCUGCUGAUUUAUCGAUACGUGCCGGAGACCGAGGGGAAGACCUUGGAGGAGAUACAAAUAGAAUUGCGUGGAAAGAACUGA
This is a messenger RNA of Eufriesea mexicana, 1851 nucleotides long. RefSeq names its product facilitated trehalose transporter Tret1. Gene Ontology annotation, cellular component: membrane. Gene Ontology annotation, biological process: transmembrane transport; RNA processing. Bases 478 to 1851 code for a protein of 457 amino acids. Lineage: Eukaryota; Metazoa; Arthropoda; Insecta; Hymenoptera; Apidae. The record is from RefSeq and is a predicted model, not a curated record. Gene Ontology annotation, molecular function: RNA binding; adenosine deaminase activity; transmembrane transporter activity. The transcript is spliced from 5 exons.